Molecule: messenger RNA, 1606 nt
Organism: Scaptodrosophila lebanonensis
Lineage: Eukaryota; Metazoa; Arthropoda; Insecta; Diptera; Drosophilidae
Gene: Nfs1
Product: cysteine desulfurase, mitochondrial
Exons: 2
Coding region: 128-1513 (461 amino acids)
Biological process (GO): [2Fe-2S] cluster assembly
Cellular component (GO): nucleus; cytosol; mitochondrion
Molecular function (GO): cysteine desulfurase activity; pyridoxal phosphate binding
Source: RefSeq, a predicted model, not a curated record
GUAACAAAAUCACGCAACGUUUACUUUGCACAUCUCUACUGGCCGUGUAAUUGUGAUAACAUUGUGAAAUAUAUAAGUACUCGAAAAAAGGCUCAGUAAAGACAGGAAAUUAUUUCAAAUUAACAGAAUGCAGAAAAUCUUUGGCCGAUUGCAGUCACGCGUGCUGCGUUCGAGCACCAAUGGCGCGGCUUUCAUAAUACGCCAGGAAUCUUCCUCGGCUACGCCGGCCCCUAAAUUCGCCGCCACAUCAAAAGAAUUUCGUGCGCGGCAGGUACGCUUUAACAUUAAAAACGAUCACAUGCAAGGGCGACCUCUGUAUCUUGAUGCGCAGGCCACAACACCCAUGGAUCCGCGCGUGCUGGAUGCCAUGAUGCCCUUCUUAACCAACUUAUUUGGAAAUCCACAUUCACGCACCCACGCUUACGGCUGGGAAACAGAGCAAGCCGUAGAAAAGGGACGUGAGCAAAUAGCACAGUUGAUUGGAGCCGAUCCAAAAGAGAUUAUCUUCACUUCCGGCGCCACAGAGUCAAACAACAUAGCCGUGAAGGGUGUAGCACGAUUCUAUGGUACGAAGAAGAAGCAUGUGAUUACAACGCAAACGGAACACAAGUGUGUGCUUGACUCAUGCCGUGCCCUAGAGAACGAGGGCUAUAAAGUGACAUAUUUGCCAGUGCAGGAGAAUGGAAUUGUUGAUCUGAAGCAGCUGGAGGCGACUAUAACGCCCGAGACUUCCCUGGUGUCCAUCAUGACAGUUAAUAAUGAGAUUGGUGUGAAGCAGCCAGUUAAAGAGAUUGGUGAGCUUUGCCGUGCACGCAAGGUAUUUUUUCACACGGAUGCUGCUCAGGCGGUGGGCAAAAUACCGGUCGACGUCAACGCCAUGAACAUUGAUUUGAUGUCUAUAUCGGGCCACAAGAUCUACGGACCCAAAGGCGUAGGCGCAUUGUAUGUGCGUCGACGGCCACGUGUUCGGCUCGAGCCUAUCCAGAGUGGUGGCGGUCAAGAGCGUGGCUUGCGUAGCGGCACGGUCCCCGCUCCCUUGGCUGUUGGCAUUGGAGCUGCGGCAGAGCUUGCCCGUCAAGAGAUGGAUUACGAUAAGAAAUGGGUGGACUUCCUAUCUAACCGUUUGCUGAAGAGAAUAACGAGUGCCUUACCACAUGUCAUACGAAACGGCGAUCCAGAGCAGACCUACAGCGGCUGCUUGAAUUUAUCCUUUGCCUAUGUAGAAGGCGAAUCGCUGCUGAUGGCACUGAAGGAUGUGGCGCUCAGCAGCGGCUCAGCUUGCACGUCGGCAUCGCUGGAACCAUCCUAUGUGCUGCGCGCUAUUGGCACCGAUGAGGACUUGGCACACAGCUCCAUACGCUUCGGCAUUGGACGUUUUACAACAGUUGAAGAAGUGGAUUACACGGCAGACAAGUGCAUCAAGCAUGUGGAACGCCUGCGUGAGAUGUCGCCGCUUUGGGAAAUGGUGCAGGAGGGUAUUGACAUUAAGACCAUACAGUGGUCGCAGCACUAGAAGUGCUCGUUCGCUCUUGCUGUGUGUUUAUUUAAGCUUUCUAGAAGUGCAUCAAUAAUAAAUAAGUAUUGCGUAGUGCAUUGAAAAACGUUA